Molecule: messenger RNA, 4812 nt
Organism: Tachyglossus aculeatus (Australian echidna)
Lineage: Eukaryota; Metazoa; Chordata; Mammalia; Monotremata; Tachyglossidae
Gene: MCF2L2
Product: MCF.2 cell line derived transforming sequence-like 2
Exons: 34
Coding region: 1-3834 (1277 amino acids)
Biological process (GO): intracellular signal transduction
Cellular component (GO): cytoplasm
Molecular function (GO): guanyl-nucleotide exchange factor activity; protein binding
Source: RefSeq, a predicted model, not a curated record
AUGGGCAGCAGGGGCCUCAAUCAUUUGCCUUACACGCUUGUCAGGAUAACGGAGGCAGAAAUGAAGACGUAUCAUCAUUUCCUAGGACGAUGCUGCAGGCUGGAAACUACAGCGAGGAAAGAUGAAAUCAUGCAGAGGGAGAUCAGGCCACUGGUGGCCGUGGACAUCAUAGAACAACUUCACAGGCAAUUUGCCAUCCUCUCUGGAGGCCGUGGGAAAGAUGGAGCCCCAAUCAUAACCUUUCCAGAAUUUGCCGGGUUUGGUGACAUCCCAGAUGAGGAUUUCCUGAAUGUUGUUACCUAUUUGACCAGCAUACCUAGUCUGGAAGCUGCUAGCAUUGGAUUCAUCAUCGUUAUUGACAGACGAAGAGACAAAUGGAGCUCCGUAAAGGCAUCCUUGACUCGCAUAGCAGGUGCAUUUCCAGGCAACCUGCAGCUUGUAUUUGUCCUGAGGCCAUCCCGCUUCAUCCAGAGGACAAUCGCUGACAUCGGCAUUAAACUCUAUCGAGAUGACUUUAAAAUGAAGGUACCGAUCAUCAUGUUAAACUCUGUUUCUGAUCUUCAUGGCUAUAUUGACAAGACAGAGCUGACUCGGGAUUUGGGGGGAACUCUGGAAUAUGGCCACAGUCAGUGGAUACACCAUCGAACUGCCAUUGAAAAUUUUGCCCUCACGGUGAAGACCACGGCACAGAUGCUGCAGACGUUCGGGACGGAGUUGGCAGAGACGGAGCUGCCCAAUGAUGUGCAGAGCACAGAGGAGCUUCUUGAGUCUCACAGGAAGCAGCACGGCAAGCUGAAGGAUGAGCUGAAACUAGCUGGGAAGCAAGGAGCCACUUUGCUGUCCUGCAUCCGAGAACCAGCAACCAAAAGUCCCACGACCAAACUCAAUCCUGAUGAACUGGAGAAUGUAGCAACCGUAGAGAGGUUAUUGGCUCAGUUGGAUGAAACAGAAAAAGCAUUCGAUCAGUUUUGGUCCAGGCAUUACCUGAAGCUCGACCAGUGUCUGCAGCUGCGACAUUUUGAACAUGAUUUUCGAGAGGUGAAGCUGGCCUUGGAUAACCUGGUGGAAGUGCAGGCGGGAUUUACUGACGUCGGAGACAGUGUGGUUCACGUGGAACAACUCCUGAAGGAGAGGAAACAGCUGGAGGAACAAGGCCGGGAGCCCCUGGAAAAGGCUCAGUCACUUGCGCUGCAUGGAGACCAGCUUAUCCAAAAUAAUCACUAUGCAGUGGAUUCCAUCAGGCCUAAGUGUGUGGAACUCCGACGUAUUUGUGAUGAUUUCACCAAUGAGACCAAGAAAAAAUACGAUAUUUUAGGAAAGUCUCUGGAACUGCAUAAGCAGUUGGAUAAGGCCAGUCAGUGGUGUGAAGCUGGAAUCUAUCUCUUAGCUUCCCAAGCCGUGGACAAGUGCCAGUCCCAAGAGGGAGCCGAAACCGCUCUGUGUGACAUCGAGAAGUUCCUGGGCACAGCCAAGGAGCACCAGCUGUCCAACCCAAAGGAAUUUUACAACCAGUUUGAUAUGAUUCUCACGCCUGAAAUAAAGGUCAAGGCCCAGAAAAUCCUGCAGAAGCUGGGAGAUGUACAGGAGAUGUUUGAUAAGAGACAAGUGAGUCUGAAGAAGCUGGCGGCCAAACAAACUCGGCCAGUGCAACCCGUCGCCCCGCAUCCGGAGUCCUCGCCAAAGCGGGCGUCGCCAAAGACCAAUCGGCCCUCCACAUUAAUUACCAAUAAGAGAAUAUCGGAUACUCCCUAUAUUCCCAAGACCAUCACUGAAACGGAUUUAUCAAAAAAGAAAAAUAUCAAGAAGCCCAAAGGUGGAAUAAAGAUCGAGGUGAUGCAUGAGGCCAGCCAAGGAGGGACGAGCAGAAUUCUGGUGACGAGUGAAAGUGAGGAGAAUCUUUCCACCCGGAGGAGUCACAUAAUACAUGAACUGAUAGAAACAGAACGGGUUUAUGUUGAAGAGCUUCAAAGUAUCAUCAUGGGUUAUGCUGCAGAAAUGGACAAUCCUGAGCUAAAUCACCUGAUCCCAGCUCCUCUUCAGAACAAAAAGGAAAUUCUCUUUGGGAACCUCCGUGAAAUUCAUGAAUUUCAUGACAGAAUUUUUCUUAAAGAACUGGAAAACUGCAUUGAAAACCCUGAAUUACUUGGAAAAUGCUUUCUUAAAAGAAAAGAGGAUCUUCAGGUCUAUGAAAAAUACUGUCAGAAUAAGCCCCGUUCUGAAGCUCUCUGGAGACAAUGUGGAGAUAGCCUCUUCUUCCAGGAAUGUCAACGCAAACUGGACCAUAAGCUCGCUCUAGAUGCCUAUCUCCUAAAGCCAGUACAAAGAAUCACAAAGUACCAGUUGCUCUUAAAGGAAAUGUUAAAAUGUAGCAAGAAUUCCGAGGGCACGGCUGAACUUGAAGAAGCCCUGGCCACUGUCCUGGAUAUCAUCAAAUCUGCGAAUGACUCCAUGCAUCAGAUAGCGAUCACUGGAUAUGAGGGAGAUCUCCAGGACCUGGGAAAACUGCUGAUGCAGGGCUCUUUCAAUGUAUGGACUGACCACAAGAAAGGUCACAACAAGGUGAAGGAUUUAGCCAGGUUCAAACCCAUGCAGCGACACCUCUUCUUGUAUGCCAAACUCUUGCUCUUCUGUAAGAAGCGGGAAGAUAAUGCCGAUGGACACGAGAAGUCUCCUUUGUACAGCUUUAAAAAUUCUUUGAAGAUGAGCACAGUUGGCAUCACUGAAAAUGUGAAGGGGGACAACAAGAAGUUUGAAAUUUGGUAUAAUGGACGAGAAGAAGUUUAUAUCAUUCAGGCAUCCUCGGUGGAGUUGAAAAACCUCUGGGUGUCAGAGAUCAGAAAAGUUUUGACAGGACAAUUGGAAGCUUGCAGAGAAGCAAGCCAGCUACACCAAAGGAUCACAGAGAGUGUCUACCAUGCCCCAAUGGAUACAUCCAACUCCACAAGACACAGCAGGAGAUCGGGAAGUGGCCACGAAAACAAGACCGAGUCUUCAGGCCUGGAAACCUCCACUCACCGGAACAGAAAUUCAAGUCCCGGCACGAGACAAAUAAGAGCCGACGCUUCUGCCAAUCUUAACCUUGAGCGCUCAGCUCUUGCUAGAAAGCGAUUCACUCUGCAGGGUCUUUCCAACCGCAGAGCUCCUCCCAAAGAUCCUGAACCUAAGGAGAAGGACGUCACCCGCCGCUUUUCCUUAGCCUCUUCCCUCAGCACAACAGCCACCACAUCUGCGCUAAACAAAGGUCCUCUCCGUCCUGCUGUAAAAGUCAAGAGGCAUGAGAUAAAGAGUGAUCCAACUCCCUUGGGGUUCGAAGAUGCUUUUGAGAAUUCCAUAUUGGCCCAGGCUAAUUGUACUGAAGGCUCCACCACAAGAACAGUCCCUAGAUCAGCUUCACAGACAGGGUGGCCUAGCAGACAGCUUCCAUCCCUGGAUACCUUUGAGGAUUUUGAGAUCAUCCCCUCCAGUACUGAUGAACUCUCCAACUCUUCAGAUAUGGAAGAAGAGGCCAGCACCCAAAAUGUGUCCGGCCUCUUCCGGGUGGAAGGCAGCUGUGAGACUUGCUCCCCCGAUUCUCUCGCUCCAGAGGACGGUGACUUGGUGCAGUUCGUUCAGGAGGGAGAAAACGGACAAUGGUUAGUGAAGAAACUGAUUUCAGAGAAAAGUGAUUGGGUGCCUUCCAGCUUACUGCACCCCGCAGGCAGAGACAGUAACCAGAUUCAGACCAACAAUGCAGAAACGUACGGCGACACCUGCGACCCAGAGCUGGCUGACUCUGAAAUGAAAGAAAGUGAAGUUGCAAGAAGCCUAGCAGCCGAGCAGAAGGCUGGGAGCUGAGCCCCGGGUCUCCCUCAGACCUCCACCAUCUCCUUUUUUUGUUUGUUUGUUCGUUUUGGUUCCUAAUUUUCACCGGAUGCUGGAUCUGGACCUGCCUCUUGGGAGCUCCAAACACCUGGAUUCCCGUGAAAUGAUGGAUUCAUCUGACAAGCAGAAGGGGUUUCUGAGUUUGGAAACAGAGACAUCCUCAGAGUUGAAAAUAAAAAUGCUCAUCGCAUUAUUAAUUGAACCAUUUGAGGUAGGUGGCCUAAAUUAGGUCGACCGCAAAGCGACAACUGGCCGGACGCCUGCUCUGUGUCGUGCCAUUUGGACAGCGGGACCUCUGAAGGAAAGUCCAUCUGGUGUGGCAGAUAAUCAGAAGGCCACCCAAGGCUUCUGCGCGUGUGUUUGACCCUGCUGCCGUGCCUUCUCCUUCAACCAACCAAUCGAUCGUAUUUUAUUGAGUGCUUACCAUGUGCAGAGCGCUAUAAUAAGCACUUGAGGGGGGGGAGUAGAAUAUAAUCGAGCCGGUUAGCAUGUUCCCUGCCCACAAGGAGCUUACAUCCUAGAGGAGGAGCACGCCCUGCUUAGAUCAGUGUCUCAUUGCUUCCUGCUGUUUAACAGCGGUGCGCUGCUCGGGAAGCAGCAGACAGGAUGGAAUAGGUAGGAAACACCUGCCCUGAAUCUAUCCUAAUCCUGUUCUAACUCUGUCCUGGGACAAUCGAGUGAAACCUUCAGCGGGUAGAGCAGCCAGGGAGGAAGGUAGAACACUUAUCCCACCUCUCAGCAGAUGAAGAUCUUGUGUACGGGACUAUGGCAAGAUGACAUGGAUAACCUGUGGCUAAUUAUUCGGGGGACUUGCUGUGAUUUCUGUCACCGAGGGUCAGGUUGGCCGGUGGCAGAAGUUCCUGUCGUCCUUCCCGUUCUGGGACUUUAUCCACUUCCCGUUCGUUGCUCCGAACUCUGUGCAUCCCCAAUUCAAUAAACAUCCCUUGAGCA